UAUGCCUGGAAGGGAGGCACGGAGUCUGCCGUUUUCAAUGCCCUCGAGGCCAUCGCCCGCAGUCCCCAGCCGCGCACUCCUGUGCUGGGAGCUCAGAUCACACGUGCUCUAGUACCAGCCGUUGUUAAGAAUGAUUUCCUGCCCAGCCGCAUCAACUGGGUUGUCCAAAGUUCGGCCGUGGACUACCUGCAUUGCCUCCUCGUCUGCAUGGCCUGGUUAAUAAAACUGUACAAACUGCCAGCACGACUCUGCAUCAGCAUACACGAUGAAGUGCGCUACUUGUGUGACAGUCGCUGCUCAGAUCAGAUGGCCCUCGCCCUACAGGUACGUGUCAUCGCCUGUUAA
Dibothriocephalus latus is the source of this 345-nucleotide messenger RNA. NCBI's taxonomy places the organism in Eukaryota, Metazoa, Platyhelminthes, Cestoda, Diphyllobothriidea, Diphyllobothriidae. The record is from the annotation of a GenBank genome assembly.